This is a messenger RNA of Stylonychia lemnae, 603 nucleotides long. The record is from the annotation of a GenBank genome assembly. NCBI's taxonomy places the organism in Eukaryota, Ciliophora, Spirotrichea, Sporadotrichida, Oxytrichidae.
AUGGGUAUGCAAACACAGCAGUAAAAUAAUGAAGAGCAGCACAUUCUAGUAUUGCAAAAUUAAUUGAAUCAAGAUGAUAAGAAUGAUAUUCCACUAGCCAAUGAUCUUGGGCCUGCCAUGAUCCCAUAGACUAUUGACACUGUGUUAAUUGAAGAGUUUGAUGUUAAUGCAGAUAUUCCACUAAACAAUUUAGUUGUUUAAGAAUAAGUCCUUAAUAUUCAUCACACAGAUGAUCCACUUGAAGUUAUAAUUGAGGAAUAAUCAUAGGCUUUUGACGAGACAGGGGUAUUCUUGACUUUACCGAAUGGAGGGGAUCAAUUAGCUCAAUCUCUUUAGUUCACAGCAAAUGACUUAAAUGGCUCUAUAGUCGUUUAAGAUUAAAAUAAUGCUGAGUUAUCAAGAGUUAUGACUGAAAUGUAUCUAAAGUAACUGGCGGAAUAUUUGGAAAUAGAAGAAAACCAAGGAAGUUCAGAGGAUAAAAGUAAAGAUUUGAAGUUGCUUGAAGAUAAGUACAAAGCUUUUAAGAAGUAAUAAUCAGCAUUAACAAUUAAGAUGUUUAUAUACUAUCUAUAGGAAGUAUUUGAAGAAGAAGACAAGCGUUGA